Molecule: messenger RNA, 5514 nt
Organism: Tetrahymena thermophila SB210
Lineage: Eukaryota; Ciliophora; Oligohymenophorea; Hymenostomatida; Tetrahymenidae
Exons: 1
Source: RefSeq, a predicted model, not a curated record
AUGAACAAGGGUAUUCUCAGUGAAGUUUAAAUUAAUAGGCAGUAAUCUGUUCCCAACAAAUCUAGUAAGCUCUUAAAAAAUAAUUCAUAUUAAAAGCAAAAUGCCUUCAAAUAAGUCUCAAAAUAGAAUCUUAUUCUGAAUUGUCAUGACGAUGAAGGUAUUGACUUGACUAGAUUAGAUAGCAAUACUUGUAUUGAUUAAGGUAAUGGCAGCAAAUAUGAUAAUUGCUUAGGUGAAAUACAAGUCUAAGAAUCUCUAGAUCAUAAUUUUCAUCGCUUCUUAAAACAAAAUAAUACAAAUGUUUUUAGAAAUAAUCAAAAUGAAUGCUCCUUCUAAAAUAGCUCUAACAAUUUUAUUAUCUCCUAACGUAAUAAAGAUGAUAACAAUAACAUCAAUAAAACUUUUUCAGUUAUGGACUCUGUAUAUGAUGAAUAGCAGAUAGCUCCCAGAUCAGUAAAUAGAGAAACUGUAGAUUAAAUAAUGAAGAUAAUGCCUAAAAGUGCACAAAACAUCCUUCAAAAAAUAAUGGGAAGGAAUUCUGAAGAUGGAUCAAAAGUUACUCUAAACCCAUCAUAAAAUGAGGAUUUUUUUGAUGAAUAAAGUGUAAAUACAAGUAGCUUUAAUUCUUUGUUGUUAUCAUCUUCAAAGAAGGUUUAUGAAUCAAAUACUUGCAUAGAGACUUCUUAAUGUAAAUCUAACUCUUCAUUUAAGCAACCAAAAUAAUUAUUGAAAGCCUAGUAAUCGUCUAAUAACUUUAGGAACAAAGACUAAUAAAAAGAAAACUAGCCAUAAACAACUUAUUUAAAAAUACUCCAAGGUCAGUACUAAGAUGUGAGCAAACAUAAAUAGGGAAGUGGUGUUUUUUAAAGAGCUAAGGAUAUAACUGCGAUGUAAGAUAAUUAAAUUAAUUAAUAGCUAUCAUCAGAAAAAUAUAUCUAAAAGUAAAAAUUCUAAUAAAAUCAAUAAUAAAUCAAUAAAUAAAAUGUAAACUAACUUUAGAUGAAUGAUAAAUAAUUCAAUAAUUAAACAUAUUCAAAUUUGAGCUUUAUAGAUAAAGAUUUAGGAGAUUUUUCUUUUGAAUUAGAAAAUGUUUAAAAUAAACCAAACUAAAAAAAUAUCAAUUCGAAUACUUCUAAUAUUUAAAGGUAAUAAUAGCCAAAAAGGAACAACAACUUUAGUAUUUCUAAAAACAACUAAAAUAAUCAAAUUGAUUAACUAGAGGGAUUAUAAAUAGGAUACAAUACAUAAAGAGAAGAGAAGUACAUCUAAACCUAAGCGAAUAAAUAUUAAUCUACAAAGCAAAAUGAUCCCAAGAAAUAUUUUACUUAAAGAAGCAUUAGUCCUGUUUCGAAUGUAUAAAAUAAAGUAGUAACAAAUAAAAAUAUGCUAAAUGAAGAUAAAAAAAGAAACCAAAAAAAUAAUUCUAUGGAAAAGAUUAAUAAGAAUAAAAAUAUUUAAAAUUAGUAUAGCACUUAAAACGAACUUACGUUUUCCUAAGAUAGAGGUCUUAAUAUUUAAACUAGUUGUUAACUAAGCUAAGAAAAUUAAGUAAUUUUGCAAUAAAUUUUAAGCAGAAAUUAAAAGAAUAUUUUGGAAGAAAUAGAGCAAAGGCCUUCAUCAAAUUUUUUUGAUCGUUCUAUUUCUCCUUAGUAAAAAAGACCUUUAUCACUAGGAACUACAAAAAAGUAGACAUCAAAAAAGGUUUUAGAAAGAUCUACUUCUUCUAUGUCUUAGUAAAAUUAUAAGAGCAAUGACAAAUCAACUUCUAGCUUGAAGGAAGGAGGAAACUAAUUAUCUUCUAUAAAUAAAAAAAAUGUGAAUAUUUCAUUAAGCUAAAAUAACAAUUUUAGCAGCAACAGAGUUUAAAAUUAUAUUAAUAGAAUUAAAAAUAGUAACUCUUCUCCUAGUGUUAGUACUUAAAAUAAAGCUCAAAGGUCUAAAACAUCUCAGAUUGCUUUAGGGGAUAAAUAGUAAACUCCACUAUCAUAUAGCUCAACAAGGAGUAAUUAAAAAUCUAAAAAACAAAUAAAUAGUGGAAGUGCUACUAAUGGUGCUGAAAAGAAUAAAACAUUAGAAUUAAAAAGUUAAAAAAAUAUAAAUUCUAACUUAAAAAAUAGAUCUUCGUUAAACAUGGAUAAGAUAGAAAACUUUUGUUAAACAAGUUAAUAAAGAAUAUCCCCUACGUUCACAUCUCUUUCAGUAACAUCCAAUUCAAAGAAAAACAUAAAAAGUCCUUAAAAAGCUUCAUUAUUCAGUAAUCUAGAUAAGAUAUUAAGAGCUGGGAGAUCCAAAUCCUCUAGUCUAGAAAAGUAGAUUUAUGAUAAGAAUAAGCUUAUCAGUAAGCCAAAAGAUGUUUAAAAAAGAUCAAAUAGCAAAGAAAAAGUUAAAAGCAUAGUUAAUUUAAAUAAAAAUGGAUCAUCUGAAGUUAUGGAUAAACUUAAUAAUCUUUUAGAAAAAGGAAGAGUUUAAACAUUUUUUUCAGAAGGAAAUAGCUAAAAUACAACAUAAAAUUAAGUUAAAUAGCAAUCAUUCUUUUUUUAAAACAAUAAUUAACAAUAACAUAAUUAAUUUAAAAAUAAUCAAUAUGAAUAACGACAACAAUAAGUCACAGAUCAAUAAGUUUAGAUUGAAGCAUUUAAAUAAAAUGUUUAAUAAAAUAACUAAACUUCAUUAAAAAAUUAAGUUGAAUAAAUUGUUAGAUAGAUCAGUUAAUAGCAUCAACCAACUAGUAACUAAUUGACUAGGCAUAUUGAGCCUAACAUUUCUUAAGAUAUAAAUGAUUAGUAUAGUAAUACAUAAAAAUCUUUCUCUAUAAUUUAGAAUGAAAAUAAAGUUUUUAACAAUGACGAAAAGAAAUUACAAUUUAAUAGAGAAAGUUUCUUUGAGGAAAGCCCGUUACCAGGCUAGGAGAAAUCUUACUAAGAAUCACCUUUAAACUUAUCUAAAUAUAAUGAAUAAAGUAAAGGAGGAUUUUAGUCACAUAUUUCUUCAAUAUGUUUAGAAUCUUAAAUGAGCCUUGAAAAUUUAGAGCCAAGAGUUGUUGACUCUAAGACAGUAAACGAAAUAAUGAGAGCUAUGCCUUCAAGUGCAUAACAAAUAUUGUAAAAAAUAAUGAGUAGAGGAAAUCAGAAUCCAACCCAAAUUUUAAUUAAUCCAUCUUAAUCUGGAAAUACUUCUCUUCCAUUAAAUUUUAGCUUUGACAUCGAGUAAGAAGAUGCUUAGAAUUUUAAUAAAUCUGACGCAAGCUUAAAAAAAAUGGCUAGUUCAAUAAUACCUCAAUAGGAUUCUAAAAGUAUUAGAUAUGAAGAGGAAGAUGAUAUAAAUAAAUAAUCUAAUUCAACAGACAUAGAAUAAAUUGUAAAGUAACUUAAUUUUGAAAAUAAUUGUUCUUCUUUCGCUUCUUCAAGUAACGACCAGAAAGGAAGAAGCAAUAGAUCAUCAAAGACAUUUUCAAGUAAUACUAAAGAAAAGCUCUAAUAAUGUUUAAUUAGCAGUAAUAUUCCUAAAAACUCAGAUUUUAACAUGACAGAAGAUGACCUAAAGUUGGAAACUAGAUUUUAGAGUCUUGAUAAAAUGAUAAAUUUAAAUGAUAACUUAAACUAAAAAGAAAAAACAAAAAAUGUUGAAGCGUCUAAGACUAAGAGCAAAUUAAACUACUCUUAUUCUUAACAAAAUAGGAAUUAAAAACAUUUUCCAAUUUAAAAUUUACAAUAUCAAAACUAAAAGCAAUAAGAAUCAGAUAAAUAAUAAAGCCACUCUAAGUAAAAUUAUUAUUAAGACUUAGGAAAUAGUGGUGAUUUUUAAGAAAAAAAUUUAAAAUUAGAAGAGUCUUUAAGUCAUUUAACUCCUCAAUAAAUUUAGGUGUUGGAGGAGCUCUCUAAAUAGCAGUUAUUAGAAAUUUGCAAGAAGUAAUUAAAUUAAUCACAAUAAUCUAUUAAGUCUGAUACCUAGAAAUAAUUGAAUCUUUCUAAAAGUUAAAACAGAGGUUAAGAACUACAAAGUUAAGUGUUUUCAAAAUAAAAAUAAAUUGCAAGUCCAUCUUAAACCAAAUAAAUAUAAAGCAAAACUAAAAAUUAUAAUAUAGAUGGAAUAAAUACAAGUAUGUGCAACUUAAGUUAAUAAAGUUUCGAAAGCUUUUCUAGUUCUAGCAUCAAACCUCACUUGUAAAAGAACUAAAAUAAUAUAUCUUCAUCGAAAAAAUCAAUAAACUAUUAUAGUAAUUAAAGAAAUAGGAAUAAAUAAGCUUCAAACAAAACAUUAGAAAAGCUUAAUCAUUCAAAUCAAAGCACUGAGCACAGCACACAAAUACUAUAACAUACAAGUUUUGCUAAGAAUAGAGUUGGAUCUAAAUGUGUGACUGAAGAAAGUAUUGUAGAUAGGAGCUAUAUUAUUUUAUAGACAAGCAUGUCCAAUUAAGGAUAAUCCUAGGCAGGAUAGUAGUUUAUGACAUUUAAACCAUAAACUAGCUUUUUACCUAAAAAUAUAAGCAACAACAAUAGUGAUCGUAUCAAAAAGCUCAAUCAAACACUUUCAAAUUUAACUUCAUAACUAUCAAGCAAUAAUUAGUAAUCAGAAUAGAGAGUUCAUUCUGUGCCAAAUAGAAACGAAGAUUAAUAUUAUAAGGCUUAAACUUUGAGUAGUUGCAGAAAUGAAUCCCCAUAAGUUGCUUACAAUUCUUACUCUUGCACUUCAUUAUCUGCAGUCCCUAAUAUUUCUGAAAACUCUGUUCUGAACAGGUCAUUAAGAGAAUUAUAAUCAGGCAUAUUAUUGGAUCAUUAAAAAGAAGUUUAUGCAGAGGGUUUAGAGUAUAGCCAUAGAAGUCUAUCUUCUGCACAUGAUAAAGCGUAUCCUUAAGCUUCAGAGCAUAAUAUGAGAAUGAACAGAUCAAACACCUGUGAGAUGAAACCACUCUAAUCAAAUUACAUACCAAAGUAAUUUGAGCAAAAAAAGUAGUUAGAAGAGCUUUAGUUAACAGUAAACGAGAAAGAAGCAGAAAUAAUUUCACUUAAGCUCUAAGUGUAAGAUCUUUAAGAAGUUCUGGAAAAACAAAAAUUCCUUUAAAGCAGUUAAAAAAAUAAGUAAAAAAAAUUAUAUAAUGAGAUAGAAGAAAAAAUAAUAUCUUCAAGGAUAAAUAUUGAUUGUAAAGUUUUUUAGAAUUAAGUUGGAAGUACUAAGUCGAUAUCUUCUAUGAAAACAACAAGUCCUGAAAAUAAAAAUGAAUACUCAGAAUAAAAAUUUUGUGAAACAUACCCAAAAAACAUUGCUUACAUGAGUUCCUCUAAAAAAAAUGAAAAUGAUUAAAUUUAGUAAUAAAAUUCAGUUAAACGUUUAAAAAUUUAAGCUUCUUCAGCCAAGAAAGAAACAAUUUUGAGUUCGAAUUUAGACGAUACUGAAAACUCCCACCUUAAACUUAAUGCUAGUGAAAUAGAUUUAACUUAUUAAAUAAAUUAAUUUUCAAUACUUAAAAAUUAAAAUGAUUCAGAAUACUAACCUAAUUAAAACUUAUAAUGUUGA